AUGGACCUCAAAUAUUACGCUUACAUCAUAUUACUCAUUCACGCAAACAUCAACCCAGCCCAAGCCGAAGACGCGGGAACAUACAGAAUGACAGAUCGAAUAUUCACCUGCAGCAAGUGGCUAUCAUCGAUUAUUGAUAACUUUUGUAAUAACGUCUACAAAAUUGUCAAACGAGAUACGUCGUUAUUGAUGGAUAAACUCGCACCAAGAGAUCUACAAAGUGUCAACAGACGACGCUUUCUCGCGGAAGAGAGAUGGCGGCGCGUGCGCAGACAAGUCGCAAGUGAAUGUUGCGAGCGACCGUGCACAGUGAGCAACAUCAUCAUGUACUGCCCGGACGAUGCCAAACUCCUACAGGAGAACCCCAAUAUCUUCGAUUAA
Messenger RNA from Leptosia nina, 381 nucleotides. The record is from the annotation of a GenBank genome assembly. Lineage: Eukaryota; Metazoa; Arthropoda; Insecta; Lepidoptera; Pieridae.